Metschnikowia bicuspidata var. bicuspidata NRRL YB-4993 is the source of this 1791-nucleotide messenger RNA. RefSeq names its product proteasome regulatory particle lid subunit (gene RPN3). NCBI's taxonomy places the organism in Eukaryota, Fungi, Ascomycota, Pichiomycetes, Serinales, Metschnikowiaceae. Gene Ontology annotation, molecular function: enzyme regulator activity. The record is from RefSeq and is a predicted model, not a curated record. The transcript has a single exon. Bases 126 to 1586 code for a protein of 486 amino acids. Gene Ontology annotation, cellular component: proteasome regulatory particle, lid subcomplex; proteasome complex. Gene Ontology annotation, biological process: ubiquitin-dependent protein catabolic process; regulation of protein catabolic process.
CACAAUUUGCCUUCUUCUGCCCCGAAAACGCGCCCCGGACCACCCCCUGAGCCGCCUCCACCACCCGUGCAACCCCCGCGCCGGUCUUUCCCCCAAACCCCCGAUUUCUCCCGAAAAAAACCGCCAUGUCCGCGCCGACCGAUGUGGACAUGAAGGACGCCUCCUUGGAGGCCCCAAAAGACGCCCCCGGCGCACCCGAAACGCCCUCGUUGGCCCAGGAAAUCAAGCUCGCGUUCGGCUCGUUGCACAAGGCCGCCGACAACUUCGAUAACCGCUACGUGUCGAAAGUGUUCCGAGACUUGGGCGCGUUGAGACGCAAGAUCGCCCAGGACCCCCAGGCCCUAGCCGCCGUGGUGGAGCAGACGUACCCCGGCACGCACAAAAGCAAGGCGGUGUUGCAGGCGCCGCUCCCCGCGCCCGCGGGCGGCACCGUUGCCGUGGACGACCCGUUGAAGGCGCCGGUGGUGCCCGAGGUGGACGCGUACUUGCACUUGCUCGUGCAGAUCUACCUCUUGGACACGGCGCAGAUGGCGGCGUUGGCAGCGUUCAACGGCCACGUGGCGGCGUGGUUGGCCGCGCACGACCGCCGCACGCUCGACUUUCUCCAGGCGAAAAUGUGGUUCUACGUGGCGCGCGCCGCGGAGGUGACGGGCCGCUUGUUGGACGUGCGGCCGGCGCUCACGGGCGCGUUGCGCAGCGCCACGUUGCGCCGCGACGACGAGACCACGGCGGCGGUGAUCACGCUCUUGUUGCGCAACUACUUGCUCAGCCACGACGUCAGCCAGGCGGCCAACUUGUGCGAGAAGAGCGUGUUCCCCGCCGCCGCCGGCAACGCGUUGGCCGCGCGCUACUACUACUACGUGGCGCGGAUCCACGCGGUGCAGUUGGACUACUCGGCCGCGCACGAGUGCGUGACGGCCGCGAUGCGCAAGGCGCCGCAGACCGCGUUGGCGCGCGGCUUUGUGCAGCAGGCGACCAAGUUGAACGUGCUCGUGGAGUUGUUGAUGGGCGACGUGCCGGCGUUGAGCGUGUUCAAGGCCGCGCCGGGCCGCUUGGAGCCGUACUUCCUCGUGACGAAGGCCGUGCGGCGCGGCGACUUGGCGGGCUUCGCCGAGGUGUUGCGGGCGCACGAGCCGGUGUUCGUGGCGGACAACAACCUCACGUUGGUGGCGCGCUUGCGCCAGAACGUGAUCAAGACGGGCAUCCGCAUGCUCUCGUUGUCGUACUCGCGGAUCUCGUUGCGGGACGUGUGCAUCCGGUUGCGCCUCGACUCGGAGGAGGCCACGGAGUACAUUGUGUCCAAGGCCGUGCGCGACGGCGUGAUCGAGGCCAGCGUGGACCACCUGCUCGGCCACAUGAAGCUGCGCGAGUUGCUGGACGUGUACUCGACCCGGCAGCCGCAGGAGGACUUUGACCAGCGCAUCCGCUUCUGCCUCUCGCUCCACACGGACUCGGUCAAGGCCAUGCGCUACCCGGCGGACGACAGCAAGAACGAGAUGAACAGGGGCCCGUUGGAGGGCUUGGAGGACGAGAUGGGCUUGUUGCAGGCCAUCGAGGACGGCGACCUCGACGACUUCAUGGACUGAGCGGGCCCCGCGGGCGACGCCAGGCAGGGCCCCGCGGGCGCGCCUUGAGAAGACGCCGGCCCUGGAAGCCGCGCCGUGAGAAGAGGCCAGCCCCGAGAAAAAGCCGGCCCUGGAAGCCGCGCCGUGAGAAGAGGCCGGCCCCGAAAAAAAGCCGGCCCCGAAAAAAAGCCGGCCCCGAAAAAAAGCCGGCCCCGAGAAAAAGCCG